Molecule: messenger RNA, 1450 nt
Organism: Hippoglossus stenolepis (Pacific halibut)
Lineage: Eukaryota; Metazoa; Chordata; Actinopteri; Pleuronectiformes; Pleuronectidae
Gene: asf1ba
Product: anti-silencing function 1Ba histone chaperone
Exons: 4
Coding region: 261-854 (197 amino acids)
Biological process (GO): DNA replication-dependent chromatin assembly
Cellular component (GO): nucleus
Molecular function (GO): histone binding
Source: RefSeq, a predicted model, not a curated record
UGCCGUAGGCGCGGUAACACGGUCAAAGCGGCGGGAGAGCGGUUCACGCGCUCACGUUUAAUUUGAGCCGUGUUUAUUGCGCAUUAACUAAGCAAACAGUGGGAAUUCAGUCCUAAAAAUAAGCCUCGACUCGGGUUAAAGUCUCUCGAUGUCCCUGUAACGCCGCUGGUUUGUCUUCGUUGUGGUCCUGUCGCGUUUAAAGCUUUACCCGGGAAACUGGUUCGAUUUACUGUUAGCCUCGGCGCAGCUCUCCCGCAACAAUGGCGAAGGUGCAGGUCCUGAAUGUGGCGGUCCUGGAUAACCCGAGUCCCUUUGGAAACCCCUUCCAGUUUGAGAUCACGUUUGAGUGCAUGGAGGAUCUCCCCGAAGACCUGGAAUGGAAGAUCAUCUAUGUUGGAUCAGCAGAGAGUGAAGAAUAUGACCAAGUCCUUGACUCCGUCCUGGUUGGACCUGUACCUGCUGGGAGACAUAUGUUUGUAUUUCAGGCUGAUGCUCCAAACACUGGAUUGAUCCCUGAAAGUGAUGCUGUUGGUGUAACUGUGGUGCUGAUCACCUGCACAUAUCGUGGCCAGGAAUUCAUUCGCAUUGGUUACUAUGUGAACAACGAAUACACAGAUCCUGAGCUUCGUGAAAAUCCACCAAUCAAGCCAGACUACACACAGCUUCAGAGAAAUAUUCUGGCGUCAAACCCACGUGUGACCAGGUUCCAUAUAAACUGGGAAGGCUGUGCAGAGCGAAUGGAAGACUCUGAAAAUGUGGAUCCUUCAUCAAACUCCAUGCUCCCACCAUCCUGUCUCCCGGGCAAGGCCCCACCCUUGGGGAUACUACCAGAUAAUUCCAUGGACUGCUUAUAGAGACGCCCCAGAAGACGUAGCGAUGAUCCAAAAGGUGAUAUAUGACAACACGAGACCUUACUAUUGAAGAAUGCCUGUGGACAUUCCAGUGUGGAUGUACAAACAUCUUUGCCUUAAAGCUGCACUUAUUUCAGUGAGGCUUGUUGUCACAAAUGAACUCUCACCUCCUUGGCAUCAGACAUCUCGAAUUAUCAUCGCUAAUAGCUGGGGAGUUCCUUGCCAUGAUGCUGAAAGCAAUAUUGAAAUAGUUAAACUCAUGGAAGGAAAAGCAGCAGCUAAGAAACAUUGCAGCUGGACUGAAACGAACAGAAAGCUGUGGUGAGAUUGUUUUUCCUUCCGUUUUUGUUGGUGCAAAAUGAAUUUGUACCCAUUUAAGAGGAUUUCAGCACUGAAGCAAUAGGCAAAUAAAUUGCAAUAUGUUGCUGUACAGCAAUGGCAUAAUCUGCCAUUAGGUUUGUGCUCAAAUUCCUGAUGCACUUAAAAUGUUUUCCCACAUACAUUGUGGAGUUUGGGAUGGGCUUUGUGUGGGCUGUAUCACUUCCUGUGUUUUUUCUGUUUGCAGUUUUGUGUUCCAAAUAAAACAAUGUUGUAUUUGU